AUGGCCACGUUUCUGCUCUUGCUCAUACUUGCCCUCGCCGCCGGCAGCAGCAAGCACGGAGGAGCAGCUCUAGAUGGCAACGGGGACGAAACCCAUCGGACCCACGACGUCUCCUUAGCCGGCUUCACCAACGGAGGCGGCGACUGGCAGGCUUUCCCAGGCCUCGCUCACCUGUUCCCGACGUCCACGCCCCUCCCGUUCGGCAGCAGCUACGACGACCUCAUCGGCGGCCUUGCCAACCUGCCGAGGGUGCCCCUGGGGCGGCAGGCCAUGGCCGACACCGCCCGGGUGCUCUCCGCCUACGACCCGUCUGCGGCCACGGUCGCCGACGUCGAGCCAGUCAAGCGCGCGCUGGCAGCGCUCAAGGUGAUGCUAGGCGAGGCGCAGCGGCUGCAGCCCAUCCACGAGACCAUCGUUCGCGGGUGGGAGAGCGAGUGCCGCGUCGCGCCCGAGCACCUGCCCUACAUCGACCACUGGGACACCAUUUCCUACGAGAUCAUCUGCGCCAACCGGACGGGCAAGUGGAACGGGCCCUUCGCCAAGAUGCUGGAGACCCAAGCCAACAUCCGCAGCCAGGAGGAGGCGCUCGCCGUCGUCCGGGUGCUGCUCCAUGCCGACUUUGAGCAGGUGCUCGAGGCUCACGGCACCAAGAUCAACUUCAAGUAA
Molecule: messenger RNA, 666 nt
Organism: Triticum dicoccoides
Lineage: Eukaryota; Viridiplantae; Streptophyta; Magnoliopsida; Poales; Poaceae
Product: 60 kDa jasmonate-induced protein-like
Exons: 2
Coding region: 1-666 (221 amino acids)
Biological process (GO): negative regulation of translation
Molecular function (GO): rRNA N-glycosylase activity
Source: RefSeq, a predicted model, not a curated record